AUGACAAGCUUAUCAAUGUCCCUAGGCCCACCGGCCCUGAUCAAACUCCACGAUGCCCUCACAUGCCUUUCCAAGUUCAGCGACACUGUUGCUAUCGAGGCGGAGCAUAGUGUGCUCCGACUCAGUGCUUUGAAUAGUACGAAAACGGCAUUUGCAUCCUUCGUCUGUGAGAAGGAUUCUUUCUUCGAGAGCUACUCGUUUCAGGCGCGCGCGGAUGGUCGGGCCUCGUAUCAGACUCAAAGUCAGGUUUCGGAGCGGUUCUUUUGCCAGAUUUUAAUUAGGGCACUUCUUUCUAUCUUCCGUGGCCGAGUCGAUCGAAAUAAGGACACGGCUGUCGAGCGCUGUGAGAUGGAAAUCCUCGAAGACUCGAAUCAAGCGGAGUGCAGGUUGACUGUUAAGAUGAUCUGCGGCUUAGGUGUAAUAAAAUCAUACAAGCUCACUUACGAGCCGGCGGCGAUUCAGCACGCCGUGUUUGACAGAAGCAAGACAACGAAUCAGUGGACUGCCGAUCCCCGGUUCUUGAAGCAAAUCAUCGACCACUUCAGCAUGUCAGCUGAGCAAUUAGAUAUCUGCGCCGAAGCCGGUAAAGCAACAUUCACCAGUUUUACAACGAAGAUUACGGAAGGAAAAGAGGUCCUCAAAUACCCCGUCCACACAUCAGUAACCUGCGACAGGAAAGAUUUCGAAGAAUUCCUCAUCGAAGAGAACAUGCACAUUGCCAUAAACCUCAAAGACUUCAAGGCAGUUGUCGCGCACGCCGAAACGGCUAAUGCCACCGUUACAGCACGCUACACUCUCCCCUGCAAGCCAAUGCAACUCGCAUACGAGUUCGAGGGCAUCCGUGCUGAAUUCACGGUCAUGACUCGCGGCGAAGUAGAUGGGGAAGAAGUGUCGUCGGCGAGGGCGGUCGUUCCACAAUUAUCUCAGCGUCCGACGACGACGGCACCAGCGACUACGCCAGUACCAAUUUCUCUCAGAAGGAAUGAGACGCCGCGAGUAGCACCGAGCACUGAGAUGCCCCCGCCGCCUGCGCGGGCGCGGUCCAUUCGUCCGUUGAAGGGGGGGUCAACGCAGGAAAAUCUUACGCCUAGGUCGACGAUGGAUCGGCCUUCGGCUUCUGCGUCGAUGGACUUUGACAGUCUUUUUGUGCCGCAGGAUGAUGAUAGGCAGUGGGAUGAGAUGAAUGACGAGGAUGAAGAGGAACCUCAGGAUAUUCUUGGUUGGGAUGCAUCAGGACAGGAGACGUUUGAGCCUGUUCUGCGAGAUAUCGAGCCCGAUUUCUCGAAGCCGGCUGCUUCUCGUAAGGGAGGUAAUAAUGAUGAAAUGGGUCUCCCGCCGACACAGCGCAUGUCCCAGGUCCGUGGCUUUGGUCUCUUCGACUGA
Molecule: messenger RNA, 1383 nt
Organism: Penicillium waksmanii
Lineage: Eukaryota; Fungi; Ascomycota; Eurotiomycetes; Eurotiales; Aspergillaceae
Exons: 6
Coding region: 1-1383 (460 amino acids)
Biological process (GO): DNA replication checkpoint signaling; mitotic intra-S DNA damage checkpoint signaling; cellular response to ionizing radiation
Cellular component (GO): checkpoint clamp complex
Source: RefSeq, a predicted model, not a curated record